Messenger RNA from Hibiscus syriacus, 1055 nucleotides. RefSeq names its product transcription factor MYB59-like. The record is from RefSeq and is a predicted model, not a curated record. Gene Ontology annotation, cellular component: nucleus. Gene Ontology annotation, biological process: regulation of DNA-templated transcription. The coding region runs from base 186 to 872 and encodes 228 amino acids. Gene Ontology annotation, molecular function: DNA-binding transcription factor activity; sequence-specific DNA binding. NCBI's taxonomy places the organism in Eukaryota, Viridiplantae, Streptophyta, Magnoliopsida, Malvales, Malvaceae. The transcript is spliced from 3 exons.
UAUAUUCGACUAGUGUACGCCUAUGUCUCCAUGAACUAGCAGGAAUUUGUUGAACUUAAAUACCCUUUUCCAGGAAGAAUCUAAGAGAGAAUGAAAAUGGUGCAUGAUGAAGUCCGAAAAGGUCCGUGGACAGAACAAGAAGACGUCCUACUGCUGAACUUUGUUCGUUUGUUCGGACACAGGCGAUGGGAUUUUAUAGCAAAAGUUUCAGGUUUGAAGGUCUGGCGGGAGACAAUGAAAUAGGUUUGAACCGAACCGGGAAAAGUUGCAGGUUACGAUGGGUUAAUUACUUGCACCCUGGUCUCAAAAGGGGGAAGAUGACUCCCCAUGAAGAACGCCUCGUCCUCGAGCUUCAUGCCAAAUGGGGAAACAGGUGGUCAAGAAUUGCUCGGAAAUUACCCGGUCGCACCGACAACGAAAUCAAGAACUAUUGGAGGACUCAUAUGAGAAAGAAGGCUCAAGAAAAGAAACAAGCCAUCUCGCCAUCGUCAUCAUCAUCGAAUUGUCAUUCAUCAUCGUCAACUGUUACUGCAGUUGAUUCCUCGCCCUUCUCGGAUGCCGGAAAGGUAAGUUUCUACGACACCGGAGGCCUUCACAUGGAAGGAUUGGAAGAUGAAAAAGGUUACUCCAUGGAUGAUAUAUGGAAAGACAUUGAUAUGUCCGAAGAAAACUCAAUAAUAAAGCCUCUGUCUCUUUCUGAUAACUACAGUGAACAAGGUUGCAAUUUUUCAUGUCCUUCAAUGGCUUCUCCCUCGUGGGAAUACUGUUGGGACUUACUGUGGAAGAUGGAUGAUGAAGAGAGUAAGAUGAUCUUCACAACCAAUCAACUUGUUUCUCGUUAUGAAUACGGGAAAACAUCUUUAACCGGCUAAUUACAAAUUCAUUUAUUUGUUCAUACUGUAAUACUACUACUAUUUCCUAGGGAAACUCUAACCUGUGUAGCCGGGUUUUCUCCUUUCUUAUCUCAAUCCUGCAUAUAAUCGCUGCAAUAAUAAUAAUAUCACCUCUGUAUCUUGUUAUAUAAUCAAAGGUUUGAAUCUAGAAUCCUUUAAGCA